Molecule: messenger RNA, 2004 nt
Organism: Exserohilum turcica Et28A
Lineage: Eukaryota; Fungi; Ascomycota; Dothideomycetes; Pleosporales; Pleosporaceae
Exons: 3
Coding region: 354-1874 (506 amino acids)
Biological process (GO): transmembrane transport; carbohydrate transport
Cellular component (GO): membrane
Molecular function (GO): carbohydrate:proton symporter activity
Source: RefSeq, a predicted model, not a curated record
AGCAAGCUCUUGAGGCUUUCUGGCCAAGGUGAUUCGUGGGUGAUAUUGUUUGCCUGGAGGCGAAGGCUGCGAUUCCCACGACGUGGUAUGAGCGUCCCGAGCCCAUGGGGUUUAAUGGGGCUCCUGUCAUGUUGCAUGGCAGGCGUUCCGCGGUGGGCAUGCAUAUCAGCAUGUAUAUAUGGCCACGUCCCCAGUCUCUGCUGUUUGCUCUCCAGUCCAGAACUCUCUCUCUAAGGACCACCCGCAGUUUGUUUCGCGGUGUUUGAGCCAGACACCCUCGUUGAUCGCGUGUCAAGUCGAUCGUUUUGUUGUCACUUUGUUUGAGAGGAUAUCCACGACCAGAUACCGUCAAGAUGGUGUCCUCGACAAGAGUGUACAAUUGGUACAUUUCGCUCGUUGCAGCAUCAUGCAUGGUGCUCUACGGCUAUGAUGCGUCUGUUUUCAACGCCCUUCAGAACUCCAAGCAUUGGGUUGCCUACUUCAAUAACCCAGGCCCCAACAUCAUUGGAGCCAUCAACACUUCCUACACUGUUGGUGCUGUGGCAGCUGGGUUCUUCAUGGGUGGUCCUCUAGCUGAUUUCGCCGGUCGACGAAUGGGUAUGGCUGCUGGAGCCCUGUGUGUCAUCGUAGCGACGUUGAUGCAAACAUUUGCUCCCCGUGGCCAAAUUGGUGUCUUCAUCGCUGGCCGUGUCCUCAUCGGUAUUGGCCAAGGUCUCGCGCUCACGGCUGGAUCCAUCUACAUUGGCGAGCUCUGUCCAUCAGAAAUCAGAGGCAAAAUCAUGUCUUUCUGGCAAAUGUUCUACUCGGUCGGCUCUUUCAUUGCCUACUGGAUCAGCUUCGGCACCUCCAAGAACCCAAAGAAACUCGGUGAAUGGGACUGGAAGAUUGUCGUCAUCUUCCAGAUGCUUGUCCCCAUCAUCAUCUUGUCACAGGUCUUCUUCAUCCCAGAGUCCCCACGCUGGUACGUGCAGAAGAACCGCAACUACGAACAGGCGCGCCAAUCGCUUCGUCGUGUGCGUGACUCGGAGGAGGCUGUCGAGGAGGAAAUCACCACCAUCCGCGAAGCCAUUGAAUUCGAAGCCGAGGCCAUCUCAUCUGGAUACUCUGUCCUGUGGAAGGACAAGUCCAUCAGGAAGCGCAUGUACAUUGCCAUGAUUGUUAACGGCGGUCAGCAAAUCACUGGACAGGGAACCCUCAACACGUACAGCUCCAUCAUCUACAAAAAGGUCUUUACCAGUGCAGACACAAUCUCGCUCAUCAACGCCCUCAACGCCACAUUCAGCAUCCUCUUCACGCUCAACGCAACCUGGACCGUCGACCGCUUCGGCCGCAAAUUCCUCUUCAUCGUCGGCGGCAUCGGCAUGGGUCUCUGCAUGCUCAUCGCCGCCACCGUUGAGACGCAAACACCCACAUUACCCAACGGAGCAAAGUCGCAAUCCGUAGGCAUCUCCAUUCUCUUUCUCAUGUUCCUCUUUGCCUUUUUCUACAAACCCUCAUGGGGCGCCACAGUGUGGAUCUUCACAGCCGAAAUCUUCUCCAUGAACGUGCGCGCACAAGCCGUCGGCAUGUGCUCGCAGACGCAAAACGUCGUCAACUCAAUCGUCCAGCAGUUCUUCCCCAUCUUCCUCAAGAACGAGGGCUUCUACGCCUUCUACAUGUUCGCCGCCAUCAACGUGCUGCUCGCCAUCUUCACAUGGUUCUUUGUGCCCGAGACCAAGCAGGUCAGCCUCGAGGAAAUGGACGCCGUGUUCGGCGGCAAGAACCACGUUGUCGAGGGUGCGGCUAUCGAGAGCAAGGAUCCUGCCAGGCAGGAGAGCGUUGUCGUUGUUGGAGAGAAGGGUGGCGCUGCCAUGGAGAGGGUCGAGAGGGUUUAAUUCGUUGGGCAUCGAUGUUUUUCUCUAAUACGCUGCUGGUUUGGCCGUGUGUAACAGCUCAGCAAAUGACGAUGCUUGUUUUGGUAACGGGAACCUAUUUUUCUCAAAUCAAGAAGACGGAAAUGAGAAA